Athalia rosae (coleseed sawfly) is the source of this 2561-nucleotide messenger RNA. It is a transcript of the gene brn, whose product is annotated as beta-1,3-galactosyltransferase brn. Bases 412 to 1713 code for a protein of 433 amino acids. The record is from RefSeq and is a predicted model, not a curated record. The transcript has a single exon. Gene Ontology annotation, molecular function: UDP-glycosyltransferase activity; hexosyltransferase activity. Gene Ontology annotation, cellular component: membrane. NCBI's taxonomy places the organism in Eukaryota, Metazoa, Arthropoda, Insecta, Hymenoptera, Athaliidae.
GUCCCUACCAUGCACCAUAAAGCGAUAAAGCUGCAGUAUACAUCGAGACUGAUCGCGGCGUCGUCACAAAACGCACAUAAGGACCUGGUUACUCCGAUGAUGUUUAUCGGCGCUUAUGAAGUUGGGAACGCCGACACGCUGACACUCAGUUAGAUGUCCCCACCGGACUUUCGUAGACACAUCUGUCAAAAAGAAACUGGAACCUAACAGACAAAUUCAAUCAUAGUUCCAAGCCCUAUGAGCUCAAUAAAUAGAGAUCCAUUGUUAAGUAACUAUAAGAAAAUUAGAAUGGAAUAAUCCUAUGGAUGAGUACAGAAUUACGUGAAGCGACUGUGAAAUGAAUUGAAAAAAUUUGAAGUUUGAAUGCUGAGGGCAACCUGUAGGCAUUUGAAGAAUAAAUGAUUGGUCACAAUGUUUUGUAUAUUGGAGCCGAUAUUUAGAAAGAUUUACAUAUUAUCGACAAAGGUGAAACUAAAGUAUUUGUGUUUCGGUUUUAUAUUCGUUGCAACGUUGGACUUCUUCGGGGUGUUCACCCAUGUAUUCGAAGCAACGUAUGAUGAAACUUUCCUGUACCCUUAUGAGGGGGACAUUCACGAAUUCGUUUCACAGCUUCGUCACAACGAGAAACCAGACAUGGAUCCCAUAAAUCAGUACAAUUAUUCUUUCUUGCACAAUAUCAAAGAAAAGUGUUUCGAUAGUGAGUAUGGCAAGCUACGUAUUGUGUUUCUUGUAAAAUCAGCAGUAGAAAAUUUUGAGAGAAGAAUUGGUAUUAGGAAUUCAUGGGGAUUUGAAAAACGGUUCUAUGAUGUGCCUACCAGAACAGUAUUUCUCCUUGGACAGCACCCUGAGAGUCCAGAAAUCCAGGCCAAAGUUAAAGUAGAAGCUGCAAAAUACAAGGAUAUUGUACAGAUUGAUUUCAUAGAUGCGUAUUUUAACAAUACGAUUAAAACGAUGAUGGGAUUUAAAUGGGUCACUAAACAUUGCUUGAAUUCAAAGUUCUACAUGUUUGUUGACGAUGAUAUGUAUAUCUCCGUCAAAAACAUUCUCAGAUUUGUCAGGCAUCCAACUCGCUAUCCUGAUUAUCUGAAGGAUCAAAAGGAUUUUAAGAAUCUAAACCGAAUGGGAUUAGACCAACACCAGAGACGUGGUCGUAGGGCAACUGCAAGGGAAAAAAUAAUGACUAGAAGAAAGCCUGGGUGGAAGACUCACAAUAAAACAAAAUAUCCAGAUGUAAGUACGGAUGUUUUUAAGGGACUGGAAUCAGAGACAGCUAUUUCAUUGCCAAACACCAGAGUCAAGAGACAAAUUUUUGAUUUUGAACUGCCAGAAGAUGUUCGAUUGUUUGCUGGCUUUGUUUUUACCUCUUCACCACAUAGGCACAAGAGUUCAAAGUGGUACGUUUCUCUUGAUGAGUAUCCAUACCAUCUAUGGCCACCAUACAUUACUGCAGGAGCAUAUAUUUUAUCCAAGGAAGCCUUGUUGGACAUGUAUUACACCAGUUUCUAUACUAAACACUUUAGAUUCGACGAUAUUUAUUUAGGUUUAGUAGCUAAGAAGGCAGAUAUCGAGCCAUUCCAUUGCGAUGACUUCUAUUUUUACAAAAAAGAUUACACAAAGUUUAACUACAAGUAUGUGAUAGCCUCCCAUGGAUACGGAGAUCCAAAUGAACUUAUUAGAGUGUGGAAUGAGCAGAAGGCCAUGGGCUAUGCUUAGAAAUUCACUCAACUUUGAACAAGUAUUUUUCAUCAGUUAUAAUCAAGGAGUUUCUACUAACUGAGAUCUGACUAUCAACCUGUGCCUAUCGUUUCAAAUGUCUUAGAUCUAGCAUGGAAAAGUAAGAGUCCUUUAAUAUUAAAACACUUGAUCAGUUUUCAUUAGAUUGUCAUUUUUAAUAAUAUUAUUGUCAUGAUUCUUUCUAUUGGUAAUCUCACUUAGAAUAAUUCAUAAUAUGAAGUCUUGUAAUCGUAUUAAAUUCAGUACAAAAAAAGUCUCAGAAAUAUACCAACUAGAUUCCUAAGAAUUAAUUUUAUAAAUCUCCUCGUUGUUAAACCAUACGAAACCCAUUUUUAAUAUCUCAAGCUUAUUGUUGUUGAUAUUGUUAUUAUUCAUAAGGAAUAAAUCGCUCUAUUUCAAGACUAAUAAUUAGUUGAAAGAUGAGCGUCAUUAAUGUAUCAAAAAUUAUAUUUAUUGAAGUUGUACAAUUUCUCUUGCACUCCCAGAUCAACAGAUGAGCAAACAGAGGUACGAAAUACAUACACACUUUAAUAACUACUAGACAAAAGCUAGGCCUUGUAAUAUAAAUCGUAUGUAAAACGUCGCCAACGAAUAACCAUGUAGAGAUUGAAUUCAGCUGUAGAUACGAUAAUUUACGAGUAUUCAAAAUACAUAUUUACAAUUUUGUACUUGGUGUAUAAUUAUAUGUGCAUGCAGGUAUAUACAUUCAUAUAAUAUACAUAACGUAUCUUUUGCAGUCUUCUCAUGGAUAGGUUUUUUAAGCGUAUCAGUAGACGAAGACACUGAUGUAUUUCAGAAAAUAAUAAAUAUGGGAAAAUCAAUCUGUA